This is a messenger RNA of Epithele typhae, 1998 nucleotides long. RefSeq lists its product as uncharacterized. Lineage: Eukaryota; Fungi; Basidiomycota; Agaricomycetes; Polyporales; Epitheliaceae. The transcript is spliced from 4 exons. The coding region runs from base 1 to 1998 and encodes 665 amino acids. Gene Ontology annotation, biological process: negative regulation of transcription by RNA polymerase II; positive regulation of transcription by RNA polymerase II. The record is from RefSeq and is a predicted model, not a curated record. Gene Ontology annotation, molecular function: RNA polymerase II cis-regulatory region sequence-specific DNA binding; DNA-binding transcription factor activity, RNA polymerase II-specific; zinc ion binding.
AUGUCUCGGUUACAGUUCAACGGCCACAUUCACACCCCUCCUGCUUCCGAUCACUCCAGGAACGACGACGCGUCUCCUCUCGACGCACCUUCCCCUCUCCCCACCUCUCAGCCACGCAACCCAGGUUCCCCGUUUCCCCUCGACCCUUCCUUGAACGAACGUGCAACAGAGUCUGCAGAUUCCGCUGCAGACCAGAACAGCCCGCCCGCCACAUCCGAGCUAGCGUGCACCAACUGUGGUACCGUCACCACCCCCCAGUGGAGGCGUGGUGACGACGGAAAGUCAAUCUGCAACGCGUGCGGCCUCUACUUCAGGACAAAGCACGUCCCGCGUCCUCUUUCUCUCGGUCGCACCUCCACAUUGCAGUCUGCUACUCAUCCGAACGCAAAGCAAGGCACAUCUAGUCCGCUCCAGUCCCAGGCCCAGAACCCGAACCAGACACAAGGCCAGGACCAGACCCGACGUAGAACCGCGUCCCCUUCCACCAUGCCAACGCCCGCUGCAUCGCCGUCUCUCAAGGGUCAGGUCGCGGACGUCACUCGGACUCCUGCUUUGAAGCACCCAGGUGGCACAUCUGCUUGCGAUGGGUGCCCCACUUAUAACAACGCGAUUCAAGCAGGCUCACUCGAGGCGGCAAACGGUCAGACCCCGACACAAAAGGCAGAUACCUCCGCCGCGGAAGCCGGAGCUGAAACGUCCGGUGCCGAGUCGUCGCCCGUUAUCAGCGCACUGGCCGGUAACAAUCGGUCGAGGGUCAGGAGCCAAGUCGGUGCGCUCAGUUGCGCCAACUGCCACACCAGCACUACUCCACUAUGGCGGAGAGACGAUGUGGGGAACAACAUUUGUAACGCUUGCGGUCUCUACUUCAAACUUCACGGCACCCACCGUCCGAACUCGAUGAAGAAGACAGUCAUCAAGCGCAGGAAACGCGUACCUGCCGCCCCCGGUGCUCCCAGUUCCCCCACACCGCAAGACCGCAUGACGGACCAAGCCGCGGCAGAGGUGCUUGCUAGCGUUGGUCGCGCGCUUCCCUCUGGUUCGACCGGUGCACAGACGGAGAGCGAAGAGGAGCAGCCGAAGAAGCGCGCUCGUCGCCCUCGUGCGUCGAAGGCACGUAACCAGGACCAAGACGGGGACGAAGACGACGACAACGAUGGCAAACCGAGGAAGGCACGUCGGACAACCGCUCGUACCUCGGCGCGUGUAGGUUCCCGGGACAACAACGGCAUGACCCAGGCGGGUCAGUGGGGGGAGACAAUGAUGCAGGGCAUGGAGGCUGGUAUGUCGCAGCAAGACCUGGAACGCUACGGACCUGGCGCCCCGCGUGGAAACCCCUUCCCUCAUGCCCACCCGAGCCAAGCGCUCCCUACUCUGAUCGCUGCGCUAGGCCCCGACGUCGUAACGAGUCUUAUGAACUCGCAAUACGGUAACGUCCCGCCCCCGCCCCCGAGCAGUUAUAUCCGCUCAGGCUCCGCACAAGGUGGCGGCUCGCCGAGUCGGACGCAAUCCCCACUCGCUAUCCAUGCGCUCACCGCCCCACCACCUGGCGCGGCCUAUGGUAUCCCCCCGCCGCUGCACGUUCCCGGAUCAGGACCCCCGGCCCCGUUCGCCGUCGGACAUGUCGGCCCCUCGUUUUACCACAGCGGACCUCCCCCUGUGAUGGUGGAGGGCGUGGCGCACGUGCCGAGCGUCGCGGAACUCGACCACCACUACCGGAUACUGGCGGAGGAGCGCAAGCGUCUGGAGGACAUGCUGGAGCGGACGAACAGGAUGAUGGCGGGCGUGCAGCGCGGGUUGGAGGAGAUGCGCGCCGCAGAGGGUGGAGGUCAGCCAUCGGACCCUCAAGCGGCGACGUCGUCAGACACCGUCAUGGCGGAACCAAGCGAGGGGGCGGCCGCAGUUCCGCUCGCGCGGCAGGAGAAGAGCGCGAAGGAGGGCCCUACCGCGCCGGUGUGGCACGUCGCACCACCGGCGUCGGCGUCCCCCAUACGCGAGUGA